AAUUGUUGUUGUGUCACAAAACUUACUACAUAUUUUGUUAAAACUCUACUUCUUAUUUGUUACAAUUUCAAAAUUCGCGGAAUUUCUUAAAUUAAAAUUAAAGGAUUGUAUUAUUUACUUAUCUUCAGAAUGACACUACAAAUUUGUAGUUAUCAAGGUUGUUAUACGCAACGUUUUCCUUGUAGUUCAAUUACAUUCUUCCAGUUACCAACCGAUGAACCACGACGUACACAUUGGAUACUAAAUAGUGGAAAUAAACAGCUGCUUAACCUUAAGAAUAGCCAAAAACGAUACUUCUGUGAAAUUCACUUUAAUAAAAAGGAUAUAAAAGCACGUUUUUAUAGAAAACUUUUGUAUAAGAAUGCAGUCCCUAUGCCAUAUAUGAGUGAAGAUGUUUCUACACCAAUCACAAAUACAAAUACCAUACAGUUUACGGAGUUCGAGGUAGUAAGAGAUUACCAAAGCGAAGUUAAAGGAACAGAUGAAGACAAUUUGUAUCAGGAACUCGAAAUAAAGGAAGGAGAAUACGAAGCUGAAAAUGAAGAUGAUGCACAGAUUAUGUCAACAAAUGACGACUCCGUUUUAUAUGAUGAUUGCAACGAGGAUGACAUACAGGAAAACAAGCUAUUGACUGAAGAAUUGCUGGACAUACCAGAAACUAUAUCUAAUCUCACUGAAGUAGUACCCACAAAAGAGUCAAUGUAUAUUGAUAGUAAUGGUUUUGUCGGCACAUCGGUUGCUGACGGUGCGGCGUCGACUUCUUGCAUUUCGCCGUCAGCUUCACCCACUACAGAAGUCAUUUACAGUACAGACUCGCAAAAUGCUUAUACUUGUACUACAAAUGAAAGUAUUGUCGCUGAUGCUGAAUUAACUACGGAUUUAGUGUUAAAUAAUGAUAAAGAAAGUUAUGACGAUUUAAAUGAGACCACAGUGUCAGAUAAAUCCUACGAAUCCGAUAAACAUUUUGCGUUAUCACUUGUGUAUUAUUUCCAAAGAUUAAAUGCUAAAAAGAAAGCGCAAGCUAAAAUUGACAUACUAACAUAUUUAGUAGCGCUCGAGCAGGAUACAAAUUCGUAAUGGGAUUUAUCUAUAUCCUUCAUAAUUCAAAAUCCUUGUAGAUGUAUUUAUAAUAUGGCAUGAAAUAGUUGAGGUAUGAUGUUUUUUUCUAUAUUCUUAGUAGUUUGUAUUAUAAAAAAAAACGAAAUUAAAUCGUGUAAAAUAAGCGAAUAAUAAAGUGAUACUAAAACGGAA
Messenger RNA from Bactrocera dorsalis (oriental fruit fly), 1251 nucleotides. RefSeq lists its product as uncharacterized. The transcript has 2 exons. The record is from RefSeq and is a predicted model, not a curated record. Lineage: Eukaryota; Metazoa; Arthropoda; Insecta; Diptera; Tephritidae. The coding region runs from base 130 to 1077 and encodes 315 amino acids. Gene Ontology annotation, molecular function: DNA binding.